Mandrillus leucophaeus (drill) is the source of this 411-nucleotide messenger RNA. It is a transcript of the gene DRD4, whose product is annotated as dopamine receptor D4. Gene Ontology annotation, cellular component: membrane. Gene Ontology annotation, molecular function: dopamine neurotransmitter receptor activity, coupled via Gi/Go; G protein-coupled receptor activity. NCBI's taxonomy places the organism in Eukaryota, Metazoa, Chordata, Mammalia, Primates, Cercopithecidae. The transcript is spliced from 2 exons. The record is from RefSeq and is a predicted model, not a curated record. Bases 67 to 294 code for a protein of 75 amino acids. Gene Ontology annotation, biological process: adenylate cyclase-activating adrenergic receptor signaling pathway.
CCCCAGACCCCACCGCAGACCCGCAGGAGGCGGCGUGCCAAGAUCACCGGCCGGGAGCGCAAGGCCAUGAGGGUCCUGCCUGUGGUAGUCGGGGCCUUCCUGCUGUGCUGGACGCCCUUCUUCGUGGUGCACAUCACACAGGCGCUGUGUCCUGCCUGCUCCGUGCCCCCGCGGCUGGUUAGCGCGGUCACCUGGCUGGGCUACGUCAACAGCGCCCUCAACCCCGUCAUCUACACUGUCUUCAACGCCGAGUUCCGCAAUGUCUUCCGCAAGGCCCUGCGUGCCUGCUGCUAAGCCGGACCCCCACCCCCACCCCCCGCGGCCUGGGCACCGGCCUGGUGGCCAGGCCUCCGGGACCAAGGAUAUGGGGAGGGCGGUUUUGUACGUUAAUUAAACAAAUUCCUUCCCAAA